UCCUAAGGGACAGCCAUGUUGCAUUUUGUGAUUUUUCUGCUACAAGAACUGAUUACUUCGUAAAGAAGAAGAAUUUACUGCAGAACUGAGUACAUCAAUAUAACUAUCCAUGUAUAACCAGAGAGGCUAUGAUAAUUAUUCAGGACAUGAUGCGGCGAUAUCAUCUCAAACAGAUCAAGGAAACCGUCCACAACAUAUUCGUGGUAUUUCCAAUAACCCAGUUGUCCUAGAUGACUAUAAUAGCGAUUUAAACUUCGUGAUUGAAAGAGAUGGUUUCACGGGAAGUAGCUUAUACAAAGAUGGUUUYGAAUACUUGUGGGCUGGCGCCAGAGCAACGUACGGUGUUUCAAAUGGMAAGGCUUGUUUUGAAGUCCUAAUACGUGAAAAACUUCCUGUAAACAUGCCUGACAGUGAACGAAAUCCUCAUGUUGCAAGAGUUGGCUGGUCAAUGGACUCAUGUAACCUAAACGUAGGAGAGGACCGGUUCUCAUUUGGUUAUGGCGGCACUGGGAAAUCCUCAUUGAAUAACAAGUUUUUCGAUUACGGUGAGCCCUAUACUGUCAAUGAUGUCAUAGGCUGCUAUAUUGAUUUCGAUGAAAGGUGUAUAUUCUUUGCAAAAAAUGGUCUUUACCUUGGUAAGGCUUUUGAUCUUCCACGUGAGACUGAUGGCUUAGCCUUUUACCCUCAUAUCACCAUCAAAAACAUGAAGGUUGAGGUCAAUUUUGGUUAUUAUCCACCUCGUAUAAACCCAUAUGAUGGUUUCACAAUGAUAGAGCACUUGCCAAAAAAUAUGUUAAUCCGAGGAACACUUGGUCCAGACACUCGGCGAGACAGUCAAGUAAUCAUGAUGGUAGGACUGCCUGGCAGUGGGAAAACUGUCUGGGCUAAUAAGUACUCAAGUGAACACAAUUCAAUGAAAAUCAAUAUCCUUGGCACAAAUACAAUCAUGGAUAAGAUGAAAGUCACUGGACUAACAAGACAAAGAAACUACCAUGGGCGCUGGGAUCAGCUGAUAAAACAAGCUACUAAUGUUUUGAAUCAAAUGUUUAAGAUAGCUGAGAAAAAAAAUAGGAACUACAUCAUUGAUCAGACCAAUGUCUACCCUGGUGCACGCAAGAAGAAGAUGACAUCUUUCCAUGGCUGUAAGCGAGUUGCUGCUGUUAUCGUGAAUACCAAUGAGGUCUUGAAACAGCGGACAGAGAAAAGAGAACGAGAGGAAGGGAAAGUUGUGCCAGAGGAAGCUAUCAUGCAAAUGAAGAAGAACUUCACCUUGCCAGUAGUUGGUGAGUCUUUUGAUGAUGUGUGGUUCAUUGAAGAAAACCUUCAAAACUCUAUUAGAUUGGUUGAAGAAUUUCAACGGGAAGGAAAAGAUUUUGCUGAACGGGAGGCUGAUAAAGAAAGGGAAGAGAUGAAGAGAAAAAGAGAUGAUCAAUCAACAGCUGGAGAACCACCUGCGAAAGGACCCUACAAUUCACAUACUAACAACAGACAGCACCAAACAAGAGAACAUCAUGAAAAAACACGACAUUACCAAAGACCAAGUCAUGAUGCAUCACAGCACUAUCCAAGACACCAUGGAGCUCAUGCAAACCCACAAUACCCACCAAGGGGACAUGGAAUGCAUGAACCACGCUACCAAUCAUGGAAUAAUGGAAAUUAUAAUCCUCCACCUGAUCAUUACCAGGGACAUAGUCUUCCACGCUACCCCCCUGGGCAACAGGGGUCACAAGAUCCACAUGGCUAUAGACCACACCCAACACCACAAAGUAACUACCCUCAGCUUUCCUACCAAAACACCAACCAGUUUUAUCAAAAUMCACAUAACAGUAACCCAAGUGGAUAUAACCACCUACCCUACCCYGUACAGGAGCAGAACCCAGGCAGGUUUUACACAUAUGAUUCUCUCACUGACGCACCAAGGUCUCGCUAUGUAGACCAGAGAGAAUACCAAUCCUGUCAUGAACAUUACUAUGGCAACUCACAAGGAGGUUCAAACUAUUCAUCAUAUUAUGGAGGAGGCAAUAGCUACUGAGAUACAUAAGUACAAUCAUUUGCUGCAUAUUUUCUUUAAAUGCUGUUUUAUUUCGCCAAAGGGAUCUGGGAACAARCCUCCUAAGGKYUYAUAUAACUUUGAUAAGAAAAAGACUUGUCUGAGAUGUGCAUUUAUAACAUCUUAUAUUGUACUUUCACUGCGUCACAUAAUUAGGUAAACSUUGUCUGUAAUGUAAAUUCAACCUCGCUCCGAGGCUCCUUCGGUUGGCGCGUCAGGCCUGGGAACGAAGACAGUAUAAUCCCGGUGUGAUUUAGUAACAUUGUGUGUUGACGGGUAGAAUGGUGAAUACAAUUAAAGAUGAGGCACUGUGAGCAUUAAAUAUCGAUGCGUUAAACGGCUUAUUAUAUCACUAAACAUCAUUUUGAAUUUUAGGAAGUGCGCAAGAUUUAACAUAAUUGGUAUUUAAUACCAGUCGUAUUUUCCAGUGUCCAAAAAACGUGCAUUCACUUUUCUAUUAAAAUGUUCUUAAGAAAAGGUAUUAUAUUAUAGAUCCUGUAGAUUUAAUAUCAAUAUUUUGCUGAUAGCUAGUUAUUUAUUGUAUCAGCAUUUUAGAGAAAGUGUUUUUAACCGCUAUUUUAUGUCUUCUUAGCUUUAACUAUAUUUGUAUUAAGACAAUGCCAUGGAUAUUAAACUAUAGAUUUACAGCUAG
Messenger RNA from Exaiptasia diaphana, 2702 nucleotides. Its product is annotated as heterogeneous nuclear ribonucleoprotein U-like protein 1. Lineage: Eukaryota; Metazoa; Cnidaria; Anthozoa; Actiniaria; Aiptasiidae. The record is from RefSeq and is a predicted model, not a curated record. Bases 110 to 2032 code for a protein of 640 amino acids. Gene Ontology annotation, molecular function: protein binding. The transcript is spliced from 2 exons.